AACCGAUAUAUACAAAGAUGGUAUCCUCAUGUUGUGAAAAUACAAAUCAUCAGACGGAAAAACAUAAUAAUGUUUCUUGUUUGAUGUUAAAAAUUUUGUAAUAUUAAGUAGAAAUGGAAGAAAUUUCAGCACAUAAUUGUGUUACUAUUAAAAUCAAAAAUUUUCUAUCAACAUGGUGGGUCAGUAAGGUUCUUAAUUUUAACCAAAAAAUACCAGCAGAAGAAAGAGGAAAUAAUGUUGAUGAUGGAGACAGUGAUGAUGUGGUGAAAAAAUAUGCGCUAAAAGUUAACGUACACCUACUUCUAAAGUGGAUAAGAGGGGAAAUAUAUCUUCAUGAGAAAUCUAGUAACAAAGAAGAUAACUUGAAAAAGAUAAUACUUUUUAUCGAAACUGAAGAGGAUCUUAUUCAUAUGAUUGCAUUGACUGCUGAGUUUUACAGAAUCAUGAAGGAGACAUCUGAUAAACCUGAUUUAAAGAAAGAACUUCAAGAAAAAGAAACAUUUUCAGAAGAGGAGCCCUAUUGGCCCAAUCGUUGGGUUGUUCACAUUGAAUGGAAAUUUAAUAAGAUUCCUCCAAAGAUGUGGCAUCUACGUAAUGUUGAAAAAUUGGAUUUAUCACUGACUUACGAUGAGUCACGCAGACAGGAUGAAGGGAAAUUCAAAAAACGGACAUCCCUUCCACAUUAUAUUGGUGUGUUCCGGGAACUAAAACAUCUCAAUCUAGAAGGAAAUGCAUACGAUUCGCUGCCCUCAACUUUAAGACUUUGCCAAAAACUUGAAGUGUUGAAACUUUUUAAUAACAAAUUCCAAGCUCUUCCUCUGUUUCUUUUGCACAUGCCGAACUUGAAAGUUUUAAGCCGACAUGACAAUAAAUUUGACUUCAAUAUUGACCAUCCAUGGCAACAAAAGUUAGUUAAAGGCAAUAACGAUACGCAAGACAUGCAUGUCCGUUCAUGUAUGUCAUUGCGCAUGUGUUCAGCGGUAUCUGUUGUAAAGUCUUUGCAUGUCUCGAAUGUUGAUAAUUUUGAUUUGCUGGGCGUGCCACAUACGUUGGUUAAAAUUUUAUUUGAUGCUCUAAAUAUUGUUAAUUGUUGCGAUCAUUGUGGUAAAGGUGUACUCAGAGAGGAAUCCUGGCGCUAUCAGAAUGUGAUUGACUCGCUGUUUGGAUAUAACCAUAUCCCUUUAUGUGGUUUUGCAUGUUCUCACGAGUGUGCAGUGAACGCGAAAGAAUCGUUUUCAAUGAAAAAUGAAGCGUAUUUGAAGAAAAAUCAAGCGGCGAAUGUUUAUGUAUAUGACAUCAAGAUAGAGGACUGGGUUGGAGAUCAUUCUUACAAAUUUCGAAAGAGACAUAAUGGUAGGUUUAUGAGGACUAUGAGAAGAAUGAAGCGCUUGUUUACAUGCUAAUUGGGAGGAGUGCUUAUAAAAAAGCAUGAACAAGUUACGAGAAUAUCUUCUACCAGUUGCUGUGGCGGUGGAAGAUCUUACUGAUAACAUUCCUUAGUUUUUAUUUUUUAAUUAGAAGUAUCUUUUUAGCGCACGAAUACAGCAAAUGAUCAACAAGCUAAUGAAUCGAAUACAAGAAA
This is a messenger RNA of Hydractinia symbiolongicarpus, 1582 nucleotides long. RefSeq lists its product as uncharacterized. Lineage: Eukaryota; Metazoa; Cnidaria; Hydrozoa; Anthoathecata; Hydractiniidae. The record is from RefSeq and is a predicted model, not a curated record. The transcript is spliced from 5 exons. The coding region runs from base 114 to 1403 and encodes 429 amino acids.